AUGUGUGCCUGCGUUCGUACUGGAUCCAUGGCGGGCAGGUACGCCCCACAACCGCCGGCUCCUGGGGCGCCAGCGUGGUGGGACUGCACGGAGGAUGCGGCGGCCUCACUGGGCUACGCGGCUGCCGCCUACGGGGAGCACGAGCCGGCGGCGAGGCCCAUCCUGGCGGAGCGCUACAAGACGAAGCUUUGCCGCAACUACGUGGAGACCGGGGUGUGCCCCUACCAGUCGCGCUGCAUGUUCGCCCACGGCGUCCACGAGCUCCGCUCGCCGGCGAUGAACUUACACGACGGCCUCGUUACGGCGGACGCCAUUCGCGCGUUUCGGCGUCGGCGGACCGCCCCACCGUACCUCUACGCGGCCGCGCGUGGCCCCGCCUCCCGCUUCAGGGCGUCGAGGGCGGCACCGGCGGCAGCAUACACGCACGACCCCUACGCCUGUGACCUCCUUCCGCUGCCCAGCCGUCUCUACAGCCAACCACCGGGCCUGGCGGCGCUCUUCUGCGCGACAGCGGCGCCCUCGUGCUACAGCUACAGCGACUCCGUUGAAAACCGCGAUGGUUGUGCGUCCUGUGUUGAAGUUGCGCGGCCGCCCAACAGCUACGCAUGCACUAAUUGUGACGCUGAGCCUUCCGCGUGUAGCAGCAUUGGCAGUGACUCGGAGGAUAACCGCCAGCCAACAACGCCCCGUAAGGAUUAUAUCAAAGAGCAACCGCCCGCAGAAGUGGUGGGGGAUGAAGCAGCGACAUCGCAGUGA
Messenger RNA from Trypanosoma conorhini, 756 nucleotides. Its product is annotated as Zinc finger protein CTH1. Bases 1 to 756 code for a protein of 251 amino acids. The record is from RefSeq and is a predicted model, not a curated record. Gene Ontology annotation, molecular function: metal ion binding; mRNA binding. The transcript has a single exon. NCBI's taxonomy places the organism in Eukaryota, Euglenozoa, Kinetoplastea, Trypanosomatida, Trypanosomatidae.